This is a messenger RNA of Scleropages formosus (Asian bonytongue), 4819 nucleotides long. It is a transcript of the gene sik3, whose product is annotated as SIK family kinase 3. The coding region runs from base 290 to 4096 and encodes 1268 amino acids. The record is from RefSeq and is a predicted model, not a curated record. Lineage: Eukaryota; Metazoa; Chordata; Actinopteri; Osteoglossiformes; Osteoglossidae. Gene Ontology annotation, molecular function: tau-protein kinase activity; ATP binding. Gene Ontology annotation, biological process: protein phosphorylation; intracellular signal transduction; microtubule cytoskeleton organization. The transcript is spliced from 25 exons. Gene Ontology annotation, cellular component: cytoplasm.
GUACUAAAGGAUGGUAAGGGGAGAACGCGCCGAAGGACCGCUGCUGUCACUGCAGGACAAAGCUCGUCUCGCUUUGUCAGGCGGCACGGUGAUGCGCAGUUCGGUUGCCGGGGCAACCCCAAUAUGCGUUAAGGGCCAGUGAAGUCAUCGUUACGCCUGCUGUCGCCAUGGAAACAUCCUGGAGAGGGCGCUCCGGAGAAGCAACCUUCGUCGAGUGACGCAGGGCGGGGGCGUGCCCGGGCUGCGCGCUCCGCGAGGCUGCUUGUUGUUCCCGCAGAGACGAGAGAAGAUGGCGGCCGUGUCUAGCGGAGGUGCAGCUGGAGCCACAGUGGCCGGGAUUACGCACUCUAGUCGCCCGGCCCCCGCAGGCAUGGGUCCCCAGAGCCGGUCGCAGACCUCCUCCGGGAUCAGCCAUUCCAGUCGAGGUGCCCCGGCCGCCGGCUGCCUCGCCAGCUCCGGCCACCUCCCGGCCAGCAGGCCCCCCCCAGCCCGGGUGGGCUACUACGAUAUCGAGCGGACCAUCGGCAAGGGGAACUUCGCGGUGGUCAAACUGGCCACGCACAUCGUCACCAAAGCCAAGGUGGCCAUCAAAAUAGUGGAUAAAACCCAGCUGGAUGAUGAGAACUUGAAGAAGAUCUUUAGAGAGGUGCAGAUCAUGAAGAUGCUGAGGCACCCGCACAUCAUUCGCCUUUACCAGGUCAUGGAAACAGAGAGGAUCCUCUACCUGGUGACAGAAUAUGCCAGUGGGGGGGAGAUCUUUGAUCACCUGGUGGCACAUGGGCGCAUGGCGGAGAAGGAUGCAAGGCGAAAGUUCAAGCAAAUCGUAGCGGCUGUAUAUUUCUGCCACUGCCGCAACAUCGUGCAUCGUGACCUCAAGGCUGAGAACCUCUUACUGGACCACAACCUCAACAUAAAGAUAGCAGAUUUUGGCUUCAGCAACAUCUUCUCCCCUGGCCAGCUCUUGAAGACGUGGUGUGGAAGCCCACCCUAUGCUGCUCCAGAACUCUUUGAGGGCAAAGAGUACGACGGGCCCAAGGUGGACAUCUGGAGCCUGGGCGUAGUGCUGUAUGUGCUGGUGUGCGGUGCGCUGCCGUUCGACGGCAGCACCCUGCAGAACCUGAGGGCCCGGGUGCUGAGUGGCAAGUUCCGCAUCCCUUUCUUCAUGUCCACAGACUGCGAGUAUCUGAUACGGCACAUGCUGGUUCUGGAUCCCAGUCGGCGCCUCUCCAUGGAGCAGAUCUGCAAGAACAAGUGGAUGAAACAGGGUGAUCCGGACCCAGAGUUUGAACGGUUGAUAGCGGAGUGUGAGCAGGUGAAGUCGGAUCGGGAGACAGAACUAAUCAACGAGCAGGUUUUGAUGGCCAUGGUAGAAAUGGGUCUGGACCGCGAACGCGUACUUCAGUCGCUGCAUACAGAUGCCUACGAUCACUACAGUGCCAUCUACAGUCUGCUUUGUGACCGACUCAAGAGGCACAAGACCCUGCGCAUUUCCCCUCCCACGCCCCGGCCCAUUGGAUACCCCAUCAACCCUGUGCAGACUGAUCAGCAGGGUAAUGCGGUCAGCAUGCCUGUCCCUCACGUGCAGCUCAUCAACCCAGAGAACCAGAUUGUGGAGCCGGACAGAACCAUGGCGCUGGACAGCGACGAGAGCGAGGAACCCUCCCCGGAAGCCAUGGCCCGGUACCUUUCCAUGCGGCGCCACACAGUGGGAGUCCCCGACCCCAGGGAGGACAUACCAGAAGAGCUGCAAAAGCUGGCCCCAGGUUUCUUGCGGGCGGCCCCCCAACCUCCCUUUCCCCCUCUUGCCCCAAACGUGGGCCACGCACACACAUUGGUGCCCACACCGAGCCUGCAGCCCACUCAGCAGCUGGAAUACAAGGAGCAGUGUCUGCUGCAGCCCCCGACCUUACAGCUGCUCAACGGAAUGGGGCCCCUGGGCAGGAGGGCCUCGGACGGGGGGGCCAACAUCCAGUUACAUGCACAACAGCUUUUGAGGCCCCGUGGACAGUCUCCGCUCGUUGCCAGCCCUCACCCAAUCCCAGCCGUUGCGCCCGUGGAUGAGGAGGGUUCAGAUGGAGAGCCGGACCAGGAGGCUGUGCAGAGAUACUUGGCGAACAGCUCCAAGCGGCACACGAUGCAUGCACCCAUGAGUACGGCGCCCACUGAGCCACCCCCAGACACGCAGAGGCCUCAGGGGGGCCGGCAGAGGCCUUGGGCCCCGGAUCAGCACAGCCGGUCCAGCUACAAGGACUGCAACACUCUACACCUACCCAUGGAGAGGUUUUCCCCAGUGCGUCGCUUUUCCGACGGAGCUGCCACAAUCCAGGCCUUCAAGGCCCACCUUGAGAACAGCAGCCUCAUCCGGCAACUCAAGCAGGAGUGUGAGCAGCUGCAGAAGAUGUACUCCACACCGCAGGACGAGAAGCUCAUGGAGCACACGCAGCAGCAGCACGUCCUAUACCAGCAAGAGCAGCAGAUCCUACACCAGCAGAUCCAGGCCCUGUCCCUGGGACAUGGAGAGAGCCAGCCCGGCCACCUGACCCACCAGCUUCAGAGGUUGCGCAUCCAGCCUUCCAGCCCUCCCCCGACGCAUCCCAGCAAUCACCUGUUCAGACAGGCGAACCAGAGCCCCCCUCCUGGAAGUUCAGGAAUAAUGCAGGGCCAUGGUGGGCCAUCUUCAGUGCAGUACCAGCAUGGUGCCAACCUGUACCAAACCCCUAGCGGGAGCCCGCCGCCUACCAGCCUCCCCCGUAUGGCCCUCCCCCAGCAGCCUCCUGGCCUACCCCGAAAUGUGGGUAUGACCCAGGCCGUCCCUCAGCAGCAGGUGACCAUUCAAGUGCAGGAGGCAGAGCUGGGGGGCGGAGCCCAGCGACAAAGCUUCCUGACCACGCCGUGCUCUCACAGGGUACUGGGAAAGCAGCUGAGUGCCGACAGUGCAGAGACCCACAGUCGCAGCCUGAGCCGGUUCCACUACACCCCAGGCUACGACCCAGCCCAGUUCAACCCUCACCUUCUCGGGGAGAGCGGGAGGGGGCCCUCUGGGGGCGGGGUGGUUGGAGGGUACAACAAUCCCUACCUACAAGCCACUUCCCUUAAAGUGCCAGGGCUGGAGGCCUACCAGACGGGUGGUGGCUCAGCUGCAAGCGGAGGCUACGGUAGCCCCUCAGCACUGCAGCAGGCCUUGCUCUCGCCCACCCCUCCGGAAUACAGGCCUUCACAGCACGUGACACCCACCCUGCAGGGUCUGCUGUCCCCGCGGCACUCCCUCAGUGGCCACGCUGACCCCCGGCUGCCCCCUCAAGACUUGGCUGCUCUGCUGAAGCGGCAGAACCCCCGGCCCACACCGCCGUCUGCCCAGAGCGCCCCCCAGGACUAUAAUGAGCUGCUCCUGCUGCGCCACCUCAGCCAGGGCGAGUCCCUGGAGGCCCCUGGCCAGCCAGCCCCACCACACUACCACCACCUGCUGCAGAUCCGGCCCCCUGAGUGCCCAGGCCCCUCCCUGCCGCAUUCUGAGAGUAUGGAGGAGGACGAGCCAUCCAGCUAUCAUGAGGGCCUGCUCACCAAGGCUGUGGCCUGUGGCGAUGGUCAUGAGCUGCUGGGAGCUCCGCGGGGUUCCCCUCCCUACAGCAAGUCCCCUCACAGGCAUCCGUAUCUACGCGGCACCACCACGGCCAGAGAGUCCUCCGGGGGUGAUCAUGUUGAGUGUGUGCCCUCAGGGCAGGUCAUGGACGUACCUGACCAUAACGGCAUUGGGUAUGUUACCCGGGGGCCCCAAGGGGAUGGAUACCGGCCCCGGGGACCCCUGCAGCGGCACCAUACCAUCCAGACCUGUGACGAUGCCUACGAUCAGGCUGAGCCCAUAAGUGGAAUGAGCCUGUUGGCUGGGAAGGCACUGAGCUCCGCCCGGAUGUCUGACAUCCUUAGCCAGUCGUCUCUUACGGGAAGCCAGCAGCUGCGCAACAGGGAGGAGUCAGUGUGCGAUGUGGAGGGUGAACUCCACGCAGCUGCCUGCUACCCCUCCUCCUGCACCAGCGACAUGCUCCAGAGCUACAAGCCUCCUGACCUGCAGUACAGCAUGGAGCAGGCUGGAGUCUAACACAGGAGCAUCCCUAGUGUAUAAAAGGUCCAUUUCAGCCGCCUGUGUUGAGCAGCAUCAUGCCAAACUGCCAUUGUCUGUCUGGAGGGGGCGCUGUGUCAGUCCUGGGGGGAAGGAGCCCACGAGAGCGGGUGGGGGGGGGGGCUGGAUGGGGAGACGCAGCCCCAGCAUUCCACACAGCCACCCCGCGUCAGCAUAGCCCUUGGCUCUCUCCAUCUGCUCCUCCAACUGAUGGGAACAUUGUGCUUGGCUCCACCUCCCCAUUCCCGCUCCUGCCCCCGCAGCCCCUGUACCACACCUUGUUUGCCAAUCUGUCAUAGCCCUGGGUACGACCGGCCCCACCCCAGGUCAUCACCAUGGCAACAUGCUUAAAUGCCACACUGACCGAAGCGUAUCUUGCAUAUGGCACACACAAAGCAUACUGUAUACACACACUCGGAGAGACACAGACAGACAAGCACACCUCUAAGUAUUCACACCAAGCUUGCGCUUCGACGACCCCCCCAGCCCCCACCGCAUCCCGGUGGACCAUUCCGGAGCCGGCUGUCUGCUCAAAGCCUCUGGGGCCCAGGUUAGGAGCAACCCAUUCCUCGAGGCUCAUGGAGUGGUUGAGAUGGGGGUUAAGCCUCAAGGGUGGGGGCACGGGGGGGCCCUUCUCGGUCACCCUGCAAGAAUAAAAGCUACUGCAGUCCAGUGACACACAGAGACUGCACAGCAGAACGU